UGAUGACGUUUUCACCGGAAGUUGUACAAAGUAGGACAGUUUACAUUGGAGAUAGCUGUACCGUUAUGCAGUGAUAUAGUGACUAUUGAAGGAAACUCCUCAGAUUCAUUAGGUCAAGUUUCCGAAUAUGAACUGUGAAUUUGAUAGCCAAUAGAAUUAGGUACAGAAGCAGUUACCCACGUAAAAUGGAAGAUCCGGUGGAACUACAUGGGGAAUCCCCAAAUCCAGACGAAGGUCAGCAAUCCAAUGUCAGAAGUCUGAUUCGCCCACACUCAGCUAAAGGCAAAAAGCCCCCCAGCAGAGGCAGUCCUUCUAGUACACCAGAACCACCAAUGGGCCGCAUUAGACGGCCCUGGUCAGCUCAUCCUAAAACCAGGGCCGAUGUUUCUAAGAAGAAACUUGUCCGCGAUAACUUAAAGAAAUCUCACAUGAGACCACCAAACAGACGACAGGUUUCAAAGACCGAGGGAGAUAUGGUGGAGGGGAAUGUGGUUGACGAUUCACAAGUUAUUGGUCUGGAGUGUCCUGGACUGGACUACAAGCCGCAGCGGUACAAUGUCAAAGAUGAACUGCAGGACAGCGAAGGACAACCCGACGACAUGCUGGACCACGGAGUGACCACCUUAGUGUCAGAGUCAUCUGGACGUACCUCAUCUCCUGAGCAUAACUGGGCAAUGACGCAGGUCAAGGACAAAGAUAUGGCAAGGUCAAAGAAACAGCACCCCACGUUUGAAACAUGGCUCAUGCCUUCGCAGCAUGAUUCAGAAGAAUAUGACACAGACCUGGAGGCAGAUAUGCUUAAGAAAACUGAAAAGCCGUUGGAUCCAACGGGAAAAACUACAUAUCUUGACCAGUGUAAAAGGGAUGGUUUGAUCCCCGUUUCAUAUCUUUCUCGUCACCUUGGUGAUAGGAAUCUACGCAUGCGCCAUCAUUAUCUUGGCGGUCAUGCCACAAAACCAGUGGCCAGAGCAUUAGAGUUCAACACAGUGACAGAAAACCUUGACCUCGGAGACAAUUAUUUAGAAGGAGACGGUGCAGUACACCUAUGUCGAAUGCUCAAGGAUAACAUGUUCAUCGUGUCACUGGACAUUUCCAAUAAUUUCAUUCAGUCACGCGGAGCGAAGGCAGUGGCAGGCAUGCUGGAAGUCAACACUACACUGAAAACACUCUCGUUGUCUGGUAAUCAGCUUUGUGACAGGGAUGCCCAGCAUUUUAUGGAAGCUCUGAAAAACAACACUUCCCUGACGUCACUCGACCUCAGUAACAACGAGAUUGGAGAAGCGGGAGGGCUGUAUAUAGCUGGUGCGCUGGUUAGCAAUGAAAGCAUCACAGAUCUUGAUCUAAGUUGGAAUUCAAUCCGCAGCAAAGGUGCAGAGGCCAUCGGUAAAUCUCUAGGUAACAAUCAAGUGCUUGAAGUGUUGGACAUUUCCUGGAAUGGAUUGGGGAUGUCUGGGUGUAGAGGGCUACAACUGGGCCUUCGUGUAAACUCUAAACUACGAGUUCUGGACAUUAGCAACAACAGAAUCAACAAGAACUGUGCCAAAGAGCUAUCGUUUGGGUUGAGCAAGAACUUUGGUUUAGAGACCCUGCUGAUGAACUUGAAUGCAUUAACAGAUGAGGGAAUAGAAAUCAUACUGAAAGCCAUACAUCAAAAUCAAACUCUAACAUACGUCUCACUGCAGAACUGUGGGGAGAUGAAUAUUAAUGUGAACAACUACAAAAAAAUACAGCAAAUGGAGAACGAGAAGGACAUAACGAUUCUGCAUGGAGGGUUAGGAGGCGCGCAAAGAUACACUCCCCAGACAAGUGUCUUGAAGGUGUUGUCAAGGUUCCUAAAGGAACACAGGAUUGAUCUAGAAGGAGCACUACGACAACAAGACAAAGAUCACAGCGGGACUUUACAACACGAGGAGAUCAAACUGGCAUUCAAGGAUGCUGGGCUAAGGCUGACAAAUAGGCAGAUUGAUAUAUUGGUGGAGGAAAUCGACGUUACGCAUUCUGGUUCUAUAAAAUGGGAAGAUAUACUAAAUGGCAGGGUACUGACGGAUUACAACAGGCGAAAGUCUACAAACGCCUACAAAAUUGCAGAUGUGGAUCAGGAAACACUAUUUAGCCACAUGAAGAAAAGGCAGCUCACAGUUAUAUAGACAGAAGAAAAUGUUUGUGACAAUUUCCAUUGGAGUUCAACAAUCCUGGCUUGUCGUUCUCGUGUUUCAUAUUUUGCAUUGGGAAGUCUUGGCUUUUUGCUUUGCAAUUUUCUUUUAGAUGAUAAGAGUGGUUUAUUUCGUUUCUGUUAGCCAAAAAAGGAAAGAAUAAUCGACACUACUAAUUAUUUCAUUCUAUCAAGUUAAGUGAAUUGCACAUACUAGUUAAGGCUCUUCAGCUUUUCUGUAGUAUGAACAGUUACUUUGUAUUUGCAAUCAUUUUAUGGGAACUAUGCAAGUUUCCUAUUCACAAGCCAAAGUACAGCAUCAAGUUUGUUUUAAAAUGACAGAUGUAAGGUAGUGAUUGGAAAGUUUAGAAGAAUCUCAGCUACAAUCAAACUAUAACAAAGAUUUACCCCUGUAUAACCUGUAAGAUAGUGUUAUGGUAAUUAUUUAUUUUAGUACAUUGGUGGAAAGUGGGAAAACAUAUUAUACAAAUGUUAUUAUUUAUUUUAUAUAUAUGUAGCUGUCUGGUCAUUCAACGUUUAUGUACUGAACCCCUUUCAUCAAAUCCAACUGAUUAAUAUGCAAUUUACCAAUGAAUAAAACAUGUUAUUUUCUAUCCAUUAUGGCGAGGUAUGGUUUAAUGUAGAAUUUAGAAAUUCAUUGUAGCUUCCCCUUAUCUUUAUUCUGGUAGGAUUAAUAUACCCGUGAAAUUUGAAGGAUCUUUUACCCGCUAUAUGUUCACCCAAGAUUCUGGGUUUUUUUAAAUUACAGAUAUAGAUUAAAGAGAAAAAACAUAAUUUACUUACUAUCAAGUUUUUGUAAGAAUAAGAUUCAUCUUAGUUUUAAGGGUGUCGUUAAAACAAAAAUUUCUUACCUUACCUAAGGAUUCAGAUUUAGAGUCUCCAUUGUAGACUCGUUUGGUUUACACUUAGAAGGUAUGGAUUGUCUUGUCACAUUGUUUAUAUUAAUGUAAUGACUUAAAAGCUACUACAAAUCUUUAAAUUACACACUUAUUGGUUCUGAUUAAUAAGCGAAUGGAUCUCAUGACAAUUUACAGUUUAUCUCAGAUCAAAUAAAUUGACGUCAGAUAGAGCCUUAUAGUAUCCAAUUAAUCUACCUCAUUAGAUUAUAUACCCUUCUAAUUUUUAUAUAAUUGUACAUUAUAACAUAGAUUUUCUAUCUUUUGAAUUGUUGUCUCACAGUUAGAUCACGGUUAUCUAUAUGCAUAGUGUUAUGUCUUCCACAGUAGAUCUCUUGCCAGAUAUUCAAUAUCAGUAUUAAUUUGAAUCACUCUGCCAACGGUUUAUAUAAUGUGUUACAAGAUGUACUGCAUCUUUAAAAAGCCGUUGUUGUUCGAGAAGUCAAGCAUGCACGAAGUUAUUAUUUGCUGUAUGAAAGCAUUUACAGUACACUUGUAACAAACUAAUUUAUUUGUUUCUGUAGUUAGGACUCACUCACAUGGUCAACACUUGUUACAUUUUACGUCGUAUUUGAUUGCGAUAUGCAGCUUUAUGCAAUUGUUGCCAGUUGAUCUGUCAUUGAUAAAUUAAAAGUAUAGAUACACGUAC
Ostrea edulis (European flat oyster) is the source of this 3718-nucleotide messenger RNA. Its product is annotated as leucine-rich repeat-containing protein 74A-like. The record is from RefSeq and is a predicted model, not a curated record. The transcript has 17 exons. Gene Ontology annotation, molecular function: calcium ion binding; protein binding. NCBI's taxonomy places the organism in Eukaryota, Metazoa, Mollusca, Bivalvia, Ostreida, Ostreidae. The coding region runs from base 186 to 2147 and encodes 653 amino acids.